CUACACCAAACUACAGGUGGAUUUAGUGACGAGCAUAGCGGGCUUAGUUUGCUAUAUCAUUUAUUUACAUUUGACGAGAAAACCGGACGAUCUGAGCAAAAAUGUCUCUGGCUAAGGAUCUGAUGCACCCAAGUUUUGCCGAGGAGAGGAGGCAGCAUAAGAAGAAGAGGCUGGUGCAGAAUCCAAACUCUUACUUCAUGGAUGUUAAAUGCAUGGGGUGUUACAGGAUCACCACCAUCUUCAGCCAUGCCCAGACAGUGGUGCCCUGUGCAGGCUGCUCUAUAAUCCUUUGUAGGCCACGAGGGGGGAAAUGCAGACUGACAGCAGGCUGCGCCUUCAGAAAGAAACAGACAUGAACAGUAACGAACCUGGAACCAUGCAGCAGAAAUACCCAAGGAUAAUCGAGGCUGAGCGAUGCCAUGUUGCAAAUCCUCAGCAAAUAGAGAAAUUGCCUCUAUUUAUCUAAAUGAGUACGAUUUGACCCCCGUGUGGGGCUGAAUGAGACAGAAUCAUCUGAAUGCAUGUACACUCCAAAGCAGAUUGACAUAAUGAAGCACUUUCCUGUAAAGACAUUGUCAUUACUUCUUCUGCAUGAGUAAAAUGCAACAAUCAAAUUUGCAAAAAACUUCAGACAAGUCAUGAUUUCUGUAAAACAUUUUAAUAGGUUGACAUGGGUGGGGUGGGGGUGGGUGAAUGAAGUAUUUCAUAACAGUCUCAACCAAAUGUGAGGCACUCUCAGUGGCUCUGACAUGAGAUGAAACCACGAUGACAUCACAAAAAAAAUAAAAACAUUUCAUGAAUUGUC
Molecule: messenger RNA, 805 nt
Organism: Maylandia zebra (zebra mbuna)
Lineage: Eukaryota; Metazoa; Chordata; Actinopteri; Cichliformes; Cichlidae
Product: small ribosomal subunit protein eS27
Biological process (GO): translation
Cellular component (GO): ribosome
Molecular function (GO): structural constituent of ribosome
Source: RefSeq, a predicted model, not a curated record